CCAUAUGCCGGUUGAAAAGGGGGAAACUGUGGCUUACUGUGUAUUUUCCUACGAAACACAGGCAUUUGAAUACACGAACCGUCAUUCUUUUGUCAUUAACGUUGGAUAAUCAAAGUGUAUAGCUAAGGGACUUCGCGUGUUAAACUAGACAGAAUGAGCGAAGAAAUUAAAGAUAACAUGACCAACACAAACGGUGCUGAUAACGUGGACGUGACUCACACAGCAGCAGAGACAGCAGACAGCGAUGUGACAUACUACACCUUGGAAGAAGUAAAACCUCAUAAUAAGCGCACGGACGCAUGGCUUAUCAUCCACGAUAAAGUCUAUAACAUCACCAGUUUCUUGGCAGAGCAUCCAGGAGGUGAGGAUGUUUUGAUGGCACAGGCCGGUACAGAUGCCACAGUGAGCUUUGAGGAUGUUGGUCACUCUAAAGAUGCCAGAGCGAUGCUCAUCAAGUACUACAUUGGGGAGCUCAAGAUGGAUGACCGGAAGGAUGGCGCAAAGGAAAAAUUCAUUACAACUUCAGGAGACGGCUCCAGCUCGUGGACAACAUGGUUGAUACCUGCCAUAGUUGCAGUUGUUGUGGGUUUCAUGUAUCGAUACUACAUGCAGGAGCGCAAGUCUCCCUGAGCCCUGACGCUGUCUCUUCUCAUUCUUUCUGUCUGGAGGCCUUGACAUGUUUGACCAACCCCCCCCCCCCCCCAUUGAACACAACUCUUCAGAGGUGCGGACAAGGACAAAACAAUCCCCUUGCCCCUCUGCUUUCUUUUCUACACCUCAUCCAACAGGCUUUGGGCGAGAUGAAUCUGGAAACUUUCUACCCUCAGUGUCUUUACAUUGGUUUCUUAUCUAUUCAUAUUGACUCACUCUGCCUUUUGUAGUAAUUAUUGUGAUGUCUUAAGUUAUUCAUAUGCAUAUGAUCUAAACUGAUGUAUAUCUGCUUUAGUGGGACUCUUACAGUAAGCUCCAAAGGUAUUGGGACAGUUAUUAUAUUUUUUGGGGCUCUGUACUCCAGCACUUUAGAUUUUAAAUGAUACAAUGACUAUACUGUUAAAGUGCAGACUGUCAGGGUAUUUGCAUCCAUAUCAGGUGAACCGUUAAUAAUUUACAGCACUUUUUGUUCAUAGUCCUGGUGUGUCACGUCACUGUCACAAUACUUUUGGAGCUUUCUGUAUUACACUCAAUUUGUUCAGACCUGUUUUGUGGCUAACCCCACAUCUGUUUGACUGUAGGUCUAGGAAGUAAUAUAUUUGUGUAGUAGGGCAUAGCAACACAGGUUAUGGGGUCAUAUCUAUAAGAAAUAAUGCUGUUUUCUUAUGGAGAUAUCUGAAUAGCGUUGAGUUGCAUACUCCUUGUUAGUCUUAAUUCUCCUCAGACUGCUCUCCAGUAUUUAAUUUCUGACUGAAUAACAUAGGAAAAUCUAGCAACAAAGCAUUCUAAUGUAUGUUUGCUUGAGAGUACAUUGUCAUGCAACUUGUCAUGAUUUGAUCCAAUGACUUGAUUGCACAACAUGUCUUUAAAAGUACUUCAUUUAUGUUCAGCUAUUCGUUGCAUUGCCUGAUUUCGAGUAGGCCUCGUUCUCUCAAUCAACAUUUUGUAUUAAGAAGGCUGCACGCAAUGUACAGUAUUCUCUUUUGAUGUAUUGAUGAUUUAAAGUGAAAUGGGGAUAAGUACAACUCCCCUUUUCUAGUCUUACACUAAGCAUUUAUUUGGUGAUACUAUGCUUUAAAAAACAUGAAGUAUGAGAAUUGGUGUGUAUUAUAACCUUGACUAAUUCAAUUGCAUAACACUGUGCAGGAUAUGUCUGUCUCUUCCUAUGCACAUCCUUUAGCACUUAACUGCUGCCCUGUGAGUGAAUUCUAAUGGUUGGAAGAAAAUUGUUGAACUCUUGAAGGCAUAAAACACUUUUGCAUUCG
Oncorhynchus nerka (sockeye salmon) is the source of this 1916-nucleotide messenger RNA. RefSeq names its product cytochrome b5-like. Gene Ontology annotation, cellular component: membrane; intracellular membrane-bounded organelle. Bases 154 to 630 code for a protein of 158 amino acids. NCBI's taxonomy places the organism in Eukaryota, Metazoa, Chordata, Actinopteri, Salmoniformes, Salmonidae. Gene Ontology annotation, molecular function: heme binding. The record is from RefSeq and is a predicted model, not a curated record. The transcript has 5 exons.